Messenger RNA from Osmia bicornis bicornis, 1823 nucleotides. RefSeq lists its product as uncharacterized. Lineage: Eukaryota; Metazoa; Arthropoda; Insecta; Hymenoptera; Megachilidae. The transcript is spliced from 6 exons. Bases 465 to 1823 code for a protein of 452 amino acids. The record is from RefSeq and is a predicted model, not a curated record.
GCAGGGAGAAUUCAGGAGUGUAAGGGAUAUAGAGAUAUAAGGGAUGCAAAAAUGUAAGGGAUGCCGAGGUAUAAGGAAUGCCGGCAUAUACGAGAUGCAGGAAUAUAGGGAAUGUAGUGAUAUAAGGGAUACAGGGAUGUUAAGGAUGCAGACAUGUAAGGGAUGCAGUGAUAAAGGGUUGUGCCUCGUGAGGUCCUUAAAGACAAAAAAAUAAUAAAUAACUGGGAAGGUUGAGCCGAGGCCCAUAAGUCAAAUUUGAACUGAUUAAUUCCCCGUACAUAGCACGGGGCGUUUCACUAGUUUUUAUAAAAUUGAAAUGUUUUACAUACUUUCUGAUAUCUGAAGAUAUCAAACAGUGAGAAAAAAACAACAAGAAUGUAAUUGAACGAAAUACGAUAAACAUCCAAUAAAAGAGUUACCAGUUCAAGCCACGUACGAGCUAAACUGAGAAUUUAAAAGAAAAAAUGGACAAAGAGAUUGAUCGAAUUAACAAAACAAAUUGCAACUUGAUGAAAAAUCAAAACAAGCGCGCAGAACUCAAGGAACCGAUGGAUGAAAAGAAGAUACAAGAAGAUAGACAAUUUAAAGGGAUAGGGUUGAAAGAAAAAGAAAUGAAAGGGGAAGGAGAUAAAAAAGAAGAGGAAGAAGCAUUCACGCCUAGAAAAAAUGCGAUGCUUGGACUCUGUGCUGUUUGCCAUCUUACACUUGGAAAUAUCAAUUCUAAUUUCAAUCACAAUAUUCCUUGUUCCCAAGGGCAUGCCCUGUGUCAACGUUGCGUUCAACAUUUUACAAUCCAAAUAGAUCCAGGUUGCAUUCUUUGUCAUGCGCAAUAUCAACAGUCGAACAUAACUUUAGCGCAAGAAAGUAAUAUCAGCUUAAAUUCCAUAAAAUUACGUCCAAGAAGACCACAAGUUCCACGGUAUCAAUCAGAGUAUCAAUCGAAGCAUCAUCAAUCUAUACAACAACAUGAACAGUCGUAUGUAAAAUCCUGGAAUCAAAAUUAUUCAUCUGUAGCAGAUAAUAUUGAAAGAAAUUCGUUGGAAUGUUAUAACAAUGAUUCUGAAACGAGUUCUGAUUACGAACGAGGCAAUAAUGUUCAAAAAGAAAAAGUCAAAGAUGCUGGUAAACGAAACCAACAAUAUAGUCAGUGUAAUUUAUAUGAGAAAGGAAAUGCGGAUUCGUACGUUUCUGAAGCUAGAGUAAACGGUCAAAUCAGUAUGGAAUGUUCCCGUAGACCCAUCCGUUGUCCACGAAUUGAUUGCGCCAUAAAUGUAGCAUUUUCAGCGUUAACGCAUCAUUUCAUCUUCGAUCACCCAGAAGUACCCAUUUUAAAUGUGGAGCCAGGUAUUAAGAGUACGCUGAUCGUCAGUUUUAGCGCUUUGUCUUCUGAUUCCAGCCGCUGCUUGGCUCUUCUUUUAGUUUCUGGUAAACUUUCAGAUCCAGUUGCAAGAAUGUUUAACGGUAAUCAAAUGAAUCCAAAAUUCCGUAAUCGUUUGCCAUUAUCGGUAUUAGCUGCUCGAUUAAACUGUAGAAAUCAAUGUAAGAACGAUUUAGGCGAAAAAGAUGUGAUUAUCGCUUGGGUCGCUGGAUUGGAUAUUGGUAAUACCAAAGAGAAACUUCUAUGUAGCAUUCAGGCUAUAGAUAAAAUUGAUACAGAAGGCUUACGUUCCCUGACAUAUACUGGUCCGAUAAAUUCGUUAAGAACGGCACAGUGUCCUGAAGAUAUCUUUUCAACAGGUGAUUGUAUAGUUCUGCACGAGGGUCUUCUCAGUCACAUUACAUCAGAUUGUGCUACUCUCAAUGUUAAUGUUACUGUACAUUAA